Molecule: messenger RNA, 2232 nt
Organism: Boeremia exigua
Lineage: Eukaryota; Fungi; Ascomycota; Dothideomycetes; Pleosporales; Didymellaceae
Product: fatty acid desaturase-domain-containing protein
Exons: 4
Coding region: 210-1895 (561 amino acids)
Biological process (GO): lipid metabolic process
Cellular component (GO): membrane
Molecular function (GO): oxidoreductase activity, acting on paired donors, with oxidation of a pair of donors resulting in the reduction of molecular oxygen to two molecules of water
Source: RefSeq, a predicted model, not a curated record
ACACAAACGAACUCAGCCCCGUGCCGCUCGCAAGUCGCCCCGUCUUUCAGGGUUUCGGAACCCGAACCGUGCACAGGCGUAAUCUUUGGGCUAAGAAUACCAAGGGGUUGAGUGCACUUGCCUCUGCGGCACUUACUUAUGUAUACGCCUUCCUGCCAUGUCGUGUUUGUAACGCUUUCCCGCCAACCUCGACUCCCAUCAUUGCUGUCAUGUCACAGCAAAACAUGAUUUCCGCGCACUACAUCGAGGAGCUGGUGGCACAAGGCGAGCCCGUCGUCAUCCACGAGGGGUAUGCCUUGAACAUUUCGGCAUGGAUCGAUAGCCAUCCUGGUGGCCGCCUGGCUAUCUUGCACAUGGUUGGCCGCGACGCCACAGACGAAAUCAACAUUUACCACUCGAACAAGGCCCUUCUGAUGAUGAAGAAGUAUCGCAUUGGCCGAGUAGAGGAACCCUGGACCAACCUUGAGCCUCCUAUUCGCGCCGCAAAGCCCGAGGCCAACUUGGAUUAUGAGGAGAAGAAGGCUGCUGAGGCCAAUGCCAGACGGUCAAGAAGAAGCAUCGACCUGAGCUCUGUCGCUGCCACAAUCAGCAAGAAGCUGAACCCUGCCGAUGGAGGCGCAAACACUUGCAGAUCCCGCACACCUGACCCAGAGAAGCAGCCUCUAAUUCGCUCCGAGGCCCCUCUACCGAUCGCGUUCGAUAAGAGAGCCCAUAGACUGCAGUACGCUGCCGAAUUAGAGGAGAGCGAAAUCGCAGAUGGUCUGAGAGACAACCCAUCUGUCGAUGUUGAGACACAAGGCCAGAUCCUGUUGGACUACCGCGAGCUCCACGAGCAGAUCAAGGCUGAGGGCUUGUACAAGUGCAACUACUCAGCGUACGGCUGGGAGUCCAUCCGAUACGCUGGGCUUUUCGCCGCCUUCGCGUACCUGCUCUACAGCAAGUGGUAUCUCACAUCGGCCAUGUUCCUGGGACUGUUCUGGCAACAAAUCAUGUUUACAGCGCAUGACGCCGGUCACCGCGGUAUCUCCGGCAAUUUCAUCAUCGAUACGCUCAUCGGUGCAUUCAUCGCUGACUUCUGCUGCGGCCUGUCAAUUGGCUGGUGGAAGUCCUCCCACAAUGUGCACCACCUCAUCACAAACAUGCCCGAGCAUGAUCCUGAUAUCCAGAACACGCCACUCUUUUCUACCUCGCCGACUUACAUCAAAGGCGUCAUCUCGACUUUCUACAAGGACUUCGAGUUCAAGUGGGACGCCGCGUGCGAGGUUCUCCUGCCCUACCAGAAGUACACGUACUACCCCGUUAUGGCGCUUGCACGUUUCAACCUGUACAUCCUGUCUUGGUGCCACCUGUGUUCGCCACGCGCUGCCCAGCUUGGUGCAGCUUGGUGGACGCGCCCUGUGGAAUUGGUCUUCAUGGCGUGCUACUGGUUCAUCUUCGGCUACCUGCUCGUCUGGUGCACACUGCCUACCUGGCCAAUCCGCAUCGGCUUCGUGCUUAUCAGUCACCUUAUUACCAUGAUUCUGCACGUACAAAUCACGCUGUCUCACUGGGGAAUGCCAACUUCCGACCUCGGUCCCACAGAGUCUUUCCCACAGAGGCAGAUGCGCACUACGAUGGAUGUUGACUGUCCGGCGUGGUUGGACUGGGUGCACGGCGGUCUUCAGUUCCAGGCUGUGCACCACCUGUUCCCGCGCGUUCCGAGGCACAAUCUGAGGAGAGGCCAGGAGCUGGUCAGGGAGUUCUCAAAGAAGACAGGAGUCAGAUACAACUGCUACGGCUUUGUGGAGGGAAACAAGAUCGUCCUCAGCAGGCUGGAAGAGGUCGCCAACAUGGUCAAGAUGAUGGUCGAUUGCCAGAAAGAUAUGGCGAGGACUGGAGAGAGCGGUUUACAUUAGAGGGAAGGCUACGAAAGUGCUUUGUCGCCUAUCCCCAGGGGAAUUUCACAUCAUGACCUUUAACUUCAAAAGCCCUGUGCAGCUUGAAUUCCGUGGCUAAUUGAUAGAGACUGACGACCAUGCUUUGCACAGCACAACUCACCAUUACCCUUCCACAAUGUACACAUCUCCAUCACAGCAACUAAACGUAGUCCAACCCCGAUCAUUCCUGAGCGAGCUCCCUCAUGCACAUCGGAGCCCAACCCGGCCCUAGCACCCACCGAAUCACAACCGACGCCCCGAUAAUUCGUAACACCUCCAUACACAAGUCCCUACACACGACAUGGUAAGAAUGACG